Messenger RNA from Histoplasma mississippiense, 1767 nucleotides. RefSeq lists its product as hypothetical. Gene Ontology annotation, molecular function: RNA binding. The transcript has 6 exons. Bases 1 to 1767 code for a protein of 588 amino acids. NCBI's taxonomy places the organism in Eukaryota, Fungi, Ascomycota, Eurotiomycetes, Onygenales, Ajellomycetaceae. The record is from RefSeq and is a predicted model, not a curated record. Gene Ontology annotation, cellular component: nucleus.
AUGGAGCUCAAUCAUCGUCUGCUGCUCCUGCUACUACUACUACUUUCUACUAUUGCAGGCUCCGGUCAGCCAGCUCCACCAGCACCAGAUACUUCUAGCAUCUUGAAGGCAUUGGCAGAUAUGGCAAAAACAGUACAGCAACACCCCCAGCAACCUCAGGCGUGCCACGCAACUAGUCCCCAUAGUAUAUUUAAUCCGCAAAACCCAGUUCCGCAAGCCAUGCCCGCGUCUGUAGACCCGGCUGCGCAACAGCCCAACGGGCAGGCUGUAAACCCCUUUGCUACCGCUGCUGCUGCGGGAAAUCUUGCAAAUCAAUUUGCGGGGUUGAGUAAUAUGGCUCAGAAUCCAUCUAUUUUCCCAAACCAGGGCCAGGCUUCUGCUGCUGCUUCAAAUCCUCUCGCAGCAGUAGCCGCCGCUGCACAACAGAACCCACUUGCCGCCUUGAUGCCACAGGCAGGCGCUUUGCCUCCAGAGACAUUACAACAAUUAAGCCUGCUCCAGCUCAUGGCUGCGCAGGGUAUUCCUCAAGACCAGUGGGCCACAGCGCUGCAAAUCCUAAGCCUUUCCAAUACUUCAAGUAGCGGCAUGGUCAAUAUGAACCCCGCCACAGCGUCGCCUGGGUGGGAUAGACGUCGCGAAGUUUCCCCCCCCCGUCGUCGCGACAGCCCUGUCUAUGGAGAAUACCAUGGAGACUCCCCUGGCAGGAACCGAGACACUCGAGAUUCCCGUGGACGACGGCCUGGUGAAUAUCGCCAGCGCAGUCCUCCUGGAAGACGUCGUAGAAGUCCGACACCUCCUCGUAAAGAAGCUACGCUUCCUCCUCCCGGACCCAAGUUCUUGGAGUGGGAUUAUUCAAUUGGUCAGGGGAACAUCAAAGUCCUCAGCAGAACCCUAUUCGUCGGCGGUGUGACUUCGUCAGAAUCUCAUUUAAGAUCGCUUUUCGGCCGUUACGGCGUGGUCCAAACAUGUAUUGUAAAUAUUGACAAACGCCAUGCAUUCGUGAAGAUGAUCAACAGACAUGAUGCCGUCACUGCUCGCGAGGGUAUGGAGCAAUACAAGUCUGGAGACAUGCAAUUACGAACACGAUGGGGUGUCGGUUUCGGCCCUCGAGACUGCAGCGAUUACCAAACCGGCAUCAGCGUAAUCCCCAUCGACCGGCUCACGGACGCAGACCGCAAGUGGAUGCUCAACGCCGAGUACGGCGGAACCGGUGGAAAACCAAUUGAGAGUUUUAUGGUGGUGGAGGAACCUGACAUUGAGAUUGGGGCCGGCGUGUCUUCGAAAGCGAUAAGCCGACGCAUGGCCACCGACCAAGGUGGGAAGCGUGGUCCCCAAUCUACUCGAACGGCACCGGAACCAGAACGCUUCCGGCGGCAAAACCGCGGUGCAAUGGACGAUGGCCACGGGCCUGGUCCUGCACAUGGCCCCGCACACGGCCACGGCUACGGUCACGGACAAAUGUCAUCGUCAUCAGCAGUACCAGGCAGCAAUGGCAACGGUGAACGCAACGGUAGCAACAUGGGCGAUCGAAACGACCGCGACGGCUCUGCAAGCGCCAAUAACGCCAACGCAAUCGGCGUCCCGCCCGCGGUGCCGGGCUUCGGGUUCUCGUUUCAGGGGAUGCCUAUGUUCCCACCUGGAUUUAUGAUGGGUGGUGCUGGCGCCGGCACAGGUACGGGCAGCAGCGCACAGGGUCAACAGGGACAGCAAGGACAAGCUACUGAGUCAUCAUUUACGCCGUCGGGGCCAGGACAGGGACAAGGAUAG